This is a messenger RNA of Mugil cephalus (flathead mullet), 2782 nucleotides long. It is a transcript of the gene ptx3a, whose product is annotated as pentraxin 3, long a. Gene Ontology annotation, molecular function: complement component C1q complex binding. Gene Ontology annotation, biological process: innate immune response. The record is from RefSeq and is a predicted model, not a curated record. The coding region runs from base 159 to 1544 and encodes 461 amino acids. The transcript has 4 exons. NCBI's taxonomy places the organism in Eukaryota, Metazoa, Chordata, Actinopteri, Mugiliformes, Mugilidae.
UUGAAAAGGAGAGUGGUAGACCUGCCGCUCUGUAUAAAGUGAGGCAGCAGAGGCAAACAAAACACAAACAGAGCAAACCUGACUGCAACUGGUCUUCUCAACAGACACACACACACACACACACAUUUCUCUCAGUUUCACACAGCAGCAGCAGCAGCAUGUUUCUCUGGAGGCUCCCUCAGGCAGUGUGUGUGCUGUCGGCGUGCGUGUGCUUAGCUCUCGCCUAUGAGGAUAAUAUCGAGGUCAGCUACGAUGACACCUACUACAAUGAAAUCACAGAUGGAGACACACCAGAACCCACGAGCACACCCUGCAGUUCCCCAGACCUGACCAAGUGGGACAAACUCUUCUCUAUGCUGGAGAACAGUCAGAUGAGAGAGAACAUGCUGCUUCAGUAUGCUGAUGAUAUCAUCAAGGUGGAGAUGGGGUCGCUGCGUGGUGAAAUGAUGAGGUUCGUAGCUCAGUAUGGUGGCUCCUGUGGGGCUGCUGUGGAGACAGCUGGAAGACGGAUGGCCUUGCAGUUGGAGGGACGGCUCAGAGAAACUCUGGAACGCCUCAAACUUAGAGAUCUGUCUUCUGCUGCUGGGAACUCUGUCGGGAAUUCCGACCACCUAGAGGCGCAACUGCAGCAUCUCCUCUCCGCGGCGCGAACACAAGCGUCCCGACUUGCUAAGUUGGAGACCAGCUGUUUCAGCAGCCCAGAAGCUGGGAUGGAAAUGAAUUCCAAGACAGGAUUUCAGCUUCCAGGGAGUGGAGGGGCUGAGCCGCAGGCGCAAGGGGUCACAUCGAGGGAGGUUGCAGUAGAUGUGGUGCUGGCUGCACUGGAAGAGACGAGGAUGAAGCUGGAAGAGGUGCAGAGGUCAUCGAGACAAAGAUACCUUCCUGCAGGUUGUGAAACAGCCCUCCUCUUCCCUAUGAGAUCCCGCCGAAUCUACACUGCUGUCAUUCCAGAUGUCCAUCUCUCCACGUCCUCCUUCACUGUCUGCAUGUGGGUAAAACCGACAAUCCUCUCAAACAAAACCGUGCUGUUCUCCUAUGGAAACCGCCGCAACCCAUACGAGAUCCAGCUGCUGCUUGGCCAAACCUCUGUGCUCUUCACCAUCGGAGGAGAAUCUCACCUGGUGGAGGCGAAGGGUGUCGCGAACCCAGGGCAGUGGAUCCACUUGUGCGGGGCUUGGUCUUCUCAGCAGGGCCUGGCAUCCUUGUGGGCUGAUGGUAAAAAGGUGGCCUUCACACCCGGAGUGGCUGAGGGACAUGUCCUACCUGACGAAGGUUCACUCCAGCUUGGACAGGAAAGACGCAGCUGCUGCUCUGUAUCUUCAAGCAGCAGGACCGGCAUGGCAGGGUUUGAGGAAGGGUUCGAUGCCAAGCUGGCCUUUGCUGGGAAGAUGACAGGGGUGAACAUGUGGGAUAAGGUGCUGUCGGAGGAGGAGAUUUCCCAGCUGGCUCUGCAGGAAGGCCAGGGCUGUGAGCAGAGGGGGAGCAUGGUGGCGUGGGGCGUGACGGAGAUGGUUCCACAUGGUGGGGCUCAGUUCAUCUACUGAGUCAUACUCAUAAUUAGCAUCAUCAUAAAUCUCUGCAACAAAUUUUCAUGCAACAACUGAAGAAACAACCACUUUUUCGUAUUUGUUCCUUUUAAAUAUUCUCUGUUUUAAACACUGCCUUGUUGUUCAUCAUCUUCGUCAUCAUGAUCAUGAAUGCUGCAAUGAACUCUACUGAACACGUUCAAAAGAGAGAAAGCCAAUACUGUGAGAGACUGAAGUUUAUUUUUCUAACAGAACCUUUUGAACUGAGGCCACACACACACACACAGACACAUGCUUACACUGGCGUACAUUCAGCUUUGAAAACGUGUAUCGUAGCAGGAAACGUGCUGCAAGCAGAAUUCACCAAAGACUUUAAUUAGAGUGCCAGAAAGACAAAGAACCUAUUGUCAAAGCAAACAAGUUCUGAGCCAGUAAACAGAGUAAUCGCCAGACAGCCACACAGGAGAGGUAAAUAAGAGGUCACAGACGAUUACAGGAGAUUAUCUUGUCCAAUUAUGUAUUUUUAAGAAAAAUAAUGAUGUGUUAUCCCUUUUUCUAUCCAGAUCUCUACAUGAGUGUCAAAUACAUUGAAUGAAAAUAUCACUGCACAAGCUUUUAAUAGGGAACAUUCAUUUAGUAAAAAUCUUUGCUUACCUAUCUAUCCAUGCCAUCCAUUCCCAUUAUAGCUGAAAGUAAAGGUACUAAUGUGUUAAUAAUGUGCAGAACAACAUGUGAUAUAUGAAAACGUUGUGUGACUGAAAACUGCUGUACUUGCUUUCACCUUAAGCAUGGCCGACUAGCAACUUUAGAAACAAUUUUAGCUUGUUAUUAUUUUUCGUUCUAAUUUUCCUGGAUUUGUUGUUGUUGUUGUUGUUUUGAAGAUAUUUCUAAAUGUGUACUCAUAAAAGUGUUUACAUUGAUAUGCGUUAUAUAAUUCCAGUUCUGCUUUGUCUGUAGUUCUCAUUUUAAUGUAGGGUAAUGUUUAUGUCUUUAUUUUUUGUUUUGUUUUGUUUUGAUACUAUAUAAAGUAAUAAGAGUAAAACUGUUUUUUGUGUGAGUGAGAUUGACAUUGUAUUUUGAUAAAAGAAAGUGAUGUUUACACAGUCUUUUAUUAACUAAGUUGUCUUGUAUCAUACUGUAAAUUGAUAUUGCGAAAAGGUGAAACUGAAUGUAUUUUGUACAUAAAUAUAUUUUGCAUAACAUGACUGGAUGAAAUGAGAGUGAGGGAUGAAUAAAUAUUUCAAGUUAAGUGUAAA